Molecule: messenger RNA, 3535 nt
Organism: Schizosaccharomyces octosporus yFS286
Lineage: Eukaryota; Fungi; Ascomycota; Schizosaccharomycetes; Schizosaccharomycetales; Schizosaccharomycetaceae
Exons: 1
Coding region: 323-979 (218 amino acids)
Source: RefSeq, a predicted model, not a curated record
AUACCAAAUGAAGGAAAAAGGAUGAGAACAACUGCCAAGAAAUAUAUUGCCGAACUUAACCUUUGCACCUCCAUAGUAAUCUCCAAACCCUUUCACAAGGCGCAGAACUUUUUUUAUAGAUUCGCGUUUUCGAGGAAUUAUUCAUAUUUGGGGUCUUUUCUUUUUUUUUUGUAAAAACACGUUUCUUAGUGCCGAAUUUUUGACAUUUGUUUUACGCGUUUCUCGAAACUAAGGUAUUCUAAUAACCCUUUUUGUUUCUUUUUGUACACGCGAACCAAAUUUGCAUUCGUUUUCUUUCAUUUAUGGUACUUCAAAUUCCAGCAUGCUCUCAAUCAACAAGUUUUCACGUGCCUCUAGGACUUCCACCGUCUUGUCCUUAUGUAAAAGACUUCAAAGCACAGCACCUGACCGAAAAGACGCCAGUCUUUUGCGACACGAUUACAAGGAAGCAGUUAAAGCUGUCCGAAAAGAGUAUGCCACGGAAACCGAAUUGGCUAUAAAGCGUAGUGAAGAAGCAUCCGCAAAACUCAAGGACACUGUGCAGAGACAUCGUGCAGCAGUGAAACAGAAAAGCGAAAGGGUCGAUAUCCGAGUCCCGGGAAUUGAGCCUGAUACUUAUCCCUUACCUGAUCCUGAUGCAGAGUUGCGCCACCAAACAAAGCAAGAAAAUGUUUAUAAAAAGGAUUAUUCUUCAAAAAAGGCAUUAGUCAAACAGUUGGCUAAGAUUUACUUCGCGGAUAGCAAAAAAUACGUUGUUGACAUGAACGGGUUAGACAACUUAAUCAAUCAUGCUUUUAAUAAUCCAAAUGAUGUUUUUGCUUCUCUUCCCACCAAAGAAGAAUCUGAUUCUUCUAGCAUCUUUUUGAAUGGUUCUGAUUCCAACACGAAUGAGGACAUAAUGAACCAUGCUGCUGAAACAGUGAUGGAUCAAUUAUACUCGCGUGAACUAUCUUCGACUAAAGCUAAUGAAGAUUCUUAAAGCUUAAAUUUUUCCUAAAACGCUUCUUUAUAUAUGCGAAUGUGCGUAUUGAUGUAUCAAAUUUAAUACUAAUGCUAUAUCUAUUCCUAAGAGAAUGACAUUAUAAUCAUGCAGAACGAAUCCGUGGGUUUCCAAAAAACAUCAAAAAUUUAACUAACUAUUUUUUGUUCAAAGAUUUGUUAGGCCAUAUGGGUUCCGGUGUAACGAUUGUCGUCGCGUCCUUAUCUUGCCAGAUACCACUAGAUUGGCUGCUCUCGUCACUUGCCAGUUUGCUCGGGGCCAUGGGAAGAAGAUCUUCAUCAGAAGGCUUUUCUUCUAUUUGUUGCUCAAUAUCUGGUUCUAUUUGCAUACCAUCCUCAAGAUUAAUUUCUUUUAUGUUAACAAUUCUCGUUUUUUUCAAAAGUUUCCAUGAAACGUAACUUAUAACUAAUAGGGGAGCUGCUAGGUAUGCUUGAAAGAAGCUUAUAGGGUUUGGCGCCCUAUCAAUUGGAAAUAUAGCCACGUAAAGUUGUGCUGCUAGUGCUAGAAAAGUCAUGACAACUCCGUAAACAGAUCCAUAAACUCCAAACAUGCUGAGAUAUGGAAGUUCUUCUAAAGAAUGAUUCUGUGCUUUCCAUGCUCUUCUAAACUGAAGGUGACUCAGACAUAUGCUUCCCCAGAUAAACGUAGUGGACAGUCCGCAGAUGGACAAAAGCCAUCCAAAAAGGGCGCCUCCUACUCCUGCUUCUGUGAAGUAUGCGAUGCUUCCAAGUGAUAGAGUUAUGAUUAUUGCGUAGAUUGGAUGUCCCCUUUUAUUCGUCUUCAACAAAAACUUCGGAGCAAAUCCAUUCUUGGCUAAAGCGAAAAGCGCCCUUGAUGCUGCAUAUGAUGCUGAAUUACCAACCGAAAGUGUUGAGCUGAGAAUUACUGCAUUCAUAACACUUGGAAGUGCUUUGAUAUUUGCUAACUUAAUGGCGAUUACGAACGGCGACAGAAGAGCUUCAGAAUCACCAGAAGUGCGUAGAUGCGGGUUAUUGGAAGGUAUAACCAAUGUUAACAUGAAUAAUGCUAGCACGUAAAAUAGGAUGAUUCUCCAAAAUAUUUGACGUACUGCUUUUGGAAUUGUCUUAUGAGGGUCUUUUGCUUCAGCAGCUGCUAGUCCUACCAAUUCUGUACCGGAAAGUGAGAAGAUAGCUAUGACAAGGACUGCGCAAAAGCCUUUAAUCCCGUUAUUGAACGUUAAAGGUGGUUUCCAAUAGGAGACGCCAAUGACACCUCUGGUAUCCGUCGGUACACCUCCAGCGGUGAUAAUGAUACUAAGGAGUAAGAAACCGAAAACGGCGACUAGUUUGACGAUGCUCAAAACAAAUUCGACCUCACCGUAUCCUUUUGUCCCCCAUAUAUUGAUCCCAAUAAUCAACACGUAAAAGACUGAAAUCCAGACUGACGCACGUCCAGGGGCAUGCCAGACGUUAAUAAUGAGGGGAGCCACUGUGAGUUCUAGUGGGACGGUGACCGCGAAGGAUAACCAGUACUGAAUUCCUACUGCAAAGCCCCAGGCGGGAUCAAUGAAGCGAGAAAAAUAUGUGUAAAAAGAACCAGAGACGGGAUAGAGAACUGAAAGCUCAGCUAGAGCACUUGUGGUGAAUAUAACAUAGAGUCCAAUGACUGUGAAUGCUAUAAUAAUGCUUGCUGGACCGCCAUCUGCUAAUGCGUUUCCGGAACCAACAAAAAGUCCUGUUCCAACGCAACCACCAAUUGCGAUCAUUUGCAUAUGGCGGGGCUUUAGUUGUCUUUUGAGACCUUUUUCAUCCUCACUUGUCACAAUCUCUACGUUAUUUUCCAGGUCAUGAUCGAUAUGUUCAAAACUUCGAGAUUUUUUGUCGGCGGGUGAACUUAUCUUUCCUGUAUCUUUAGACAUCUCCUUUUCAAGGUUUGUAUUGAUGUCCUCGUAGAAAUUGGAGGUCAUGAACGACUUGAUCUAUGCAAUUUAUCAAGAGGAUAGAUAUUGGAAGUAUCGUGGGGUCUGUGCGAUUAUGGCUCUUCAAAUGGAAGAGUUAUAAAGGAAUGAAUGGGUAAUCGCUUAGAUUGAGGAGUGAAUCAGAGAUUUAUGUCUUUGGAUAUUGACUAAAAAGCUCUGGUCGAAUUUUAUCCAAGAAAAGAUAUGUUGUUGUUUGCAGUUCUAGGAAGGAAGAAGGAGGGGCAUGCGGUGUUUUUGAACUGUUUUAGAAGACGAUGUUCUUAUGAUGAUGGAAUCGGCUGUCUCAUAAGUUACUCAGUUUUGACAUCAAUUGGGACUGUUUUCAAGUAAUAUUACUUGAUACAUAGGCAUUUAAUAAUUCAAAAUAGGAGGAGGAAUAGUGCUUAGCUUUUAAGUUUCGACGAUAUAUCUGCUGCUUCAAUUGAGGCUGAUUGUCUUUGGCUUCAUCGCUUCUACGCUGUAACUUAGCAUAGAUUAAAUAUGUCAUCAUUAGAUGAAAUAUAACUAAAAGAAUGCAAUACCUUUUUUACUUUUAGUUUCACAUAACAUGAUUUGAAUCCUGCGUUUGGGUGUAAACAAACAAAGACUCAAGUACU